This is a messenger RNA of Manihot esculenta (cassava), 991 nucleotides long. RefSeq names its product inner centromere protein. The transcript is spliced from 2 exons. The record is from RefSeq and is a predicted model, not a curated record. NCBI's taxonomy places the organism in Eukaryota, Viridiplantae, Streptophyta, Magnoliopsida, Malpighiales, Euphorbiaceae. The coding region runs from base 56 to 910 and encodes 284 amino acids.
GGAUUUUGAGGAAGGAGCAUUUCUUCAUUGAUGGAGGAGCCUAUGCAAAGAAUUUAUGUCAUUCACACACUUCCUUUCUAACCCAAAACCCCACCAUAUCUCUUCCUCUUUCUCUUUUCUCUCUUCCCUAUAUCAAUCUACAAUUCAAGAUUCACCUCCAUUUAUGAGUGAGACCAACAAGCGCAAAGAGGAAAAAAGGAAGCUGCUGCUUAUGGAUUGUUUCGGCGGCAAGAAACAGAGCAGCAACCAAUGUGAGAAAGACCUUAGAGGGUUGGCUGAAAAGGUCAGGCUUCUCCAAGAUGAAAUCAAGGCUAUACUGUGUGAAAGAGAGAAAGAGACCAGAGCUUAUGAGAGAGACAUGGUGGUUUUUACAUUUAAGGAAGCUGAGUGGAAGCAAGAGAGAAAGAAGCUUAAAGAGGAAGUGAAGAGGUUGAGAAAGAUGUUGGAAGAGAAAGAAGAGAAGAUUAGAGAAAUGGAAGAUGGGUUAGUGGAAGAGAAAAAUGAGAAGAAUUGGUCGUUUUCAGGUCUGAAUUCUAGCUUCUUGGUGGAGCAAAUGAGGGAAGAGAGAGUGUGGAGAGAUGAAGCUGUUGAUAAAUGGAAGAAGCUGUAUCUUACUAUCAAGACUGAGUUAGAUGAUCUCAUUCAGAGAACUCAUCGUGGGGAUGGACUAUAUUGGAAAGCAGAGGAAGAAGACAUGAUUGAAGAACUAAAGAUGGAAGUGAAAGCUAAGGAGGAAAUCAUUGAAGAGCUGAAAGCAAGAUUAGCUUUAGUGGAGCAUGAAGAGUACAAGAGAGCAAGAGAGGUUGAUAUACUGAGGCAGAGUUUGAGAAUCAUGAGCAGUAAAAAAGAUCCAAGCUUUGAUCUCAGCAAACCCAAGUUGACACUUGUGAAACAGCCUAGAAAAGUUUAAAAUUUUAAGUAAAAUUCUAUUUUCUGGUAGAUUGUAUGUAUGGCUAUUAAAGUUUCAGUGAAGCAAAAUCUCCUAACUCUA